UCUAAUCUGUGUAUGUGCACUACAUAGUGUCUGCUAGAAAUGCACUAGUAAGAGGUUUUGAUGUUUUUUUUUUGUUUGUUUUGUUUUUUUUGUUUGGGGGGUUGGUAUGGCUGAGCGAUUGCUAAUCCCUAAAUCCUCACUUCCGGAAAACUUAACGAAAGGCUGGAGCAGGUCUGUCUCUUUCACCACUCGCCAUGCAGCAGAGGGAGCAUCGCUAUAAGGUCCUGGUGAUCGGAGACCUCGGCGUCGGGAAGACAAGCAUCAUCAAACGUUACGUGCACCAGCACUUCUCCGCUAACUACCGAGCCACCAUCGGAGUGGACUUUGCUCUCAAAGUAAUCAAUCUGGAUCAGGACACCAUCCGGCUGCAGCUAUGGGACAUCGCAGGUCAGGAACGUUUCGGGAACAUGACCCGUGUGUACUACCGUGACGCCCUCGGCGCCUUCGUGGUUUUUGACGUGACGAGGUCAUGCACGUUUGAGGCCGUGAGGAAGUGGAAGGAGGAUUUAGACGACAAGGUGAGCGUCUCUGGGGGGAAACGGAUCGCCGCCGUGCUGCUCGCCAACAAAUGUGACCAGGAGAGAGACGAGGCUUUCGCCAGACACUACAACAGGAUGGAGCAGUUCUGCCGAGAGCAUGGCUUCAUCAGCUGGUUCGAGACGUCAGCCAAGGAGAACAUUAAUAUAGAUGAAGCUGUUACCUGUCUGGUGAGCCACAUCAUGGCCAGUGAGACAGAACUGCUCCAAAGGGACGACAUGAACAUCGUCUCCCCUAACCUUGAUUCGGGACGCAGCCCGCCCUGCUCUGCCUGCUUGAGAGCCUAAAUCACUCCAUCCUCACUUCACCAGCCCACUUCAUCCCUCAAAAUACUCCCCAUCCUACUAUACAGACAUCUGUGUGUGUGUGUGUGUGUGUGUGUGCGUGCAGUUGUCUGUGUGUGUUAUAAAAAGCAUCUGUGCAUUUGUAUCCAUAGCAACAGACUUGAAAAUUCACACAUCAGCAACCUUAUAGAGGAACUUGAACUUCUCUCUCUCUCUCUCUCUCCCCGUUAUUCACAUAUUCAUUUAUGGAUCAACAGGAACUUUGUUUCGUUUAAUAAUGAGUGCAAAGAUUAAUUACAUUAAUUACAUAAAUAUGAUCAUCAUAAAUCAUCCUUUCCUAAUGACAUCAUUCACCUGUAAUGUGUGUUGCUGUUAUUUAUUUUUCUCUGUGUGUGUGUGUGUGUGUGAGGUUUUUAUUGAAUGUAAAGAGAUUUGAUGUGUGAAAUAGAACACUCUGGAUCAUUCUGUUACAGGAAAAUAAUUAGCGAUGCAGUGGUAUGAUGAGGUGUUUUAUUCCCAAUACACCACAGCAACCUGUAAGUGAUUACAGGGGGGCAGUGGUGGCUCAAGUGGUUAAGGCUCUUGGUCGUUGACUGGAAGAUCAGGGGUUCAAGCCCCAGCACCGCCAAGUUGCCACUGUUGGGCCCUUGAGCAAGGCCCUUAACCCUCUCUGCUCCAGGGGUGCCGUAUCAUGGCUGACCCUGCGCUCUGACCCCAACCUCCAAGGAUGGGAUAUGCAAAGAAAGAAUUUCACUGUGCUGUAAUGUAUAUGUGACAAAUAAAGGCUGUUUCAUUUCAUUUCA
Molecule: messenger RNA, 1624 nt
Organism: Hemibagrus wyckioides
Lineage: Eukaryota; Metazoa; Chordata; Actinopteri; Siluriformes; Bagridae
Gene: rab38a
Product: RAB38a, member RAS oncogene family
Exons: 3
Coding region: 195-824 (209 amino acids)
Biological process (GO): vesicle-mediated transport
Cellular component (GO): Golgi apparatus; trans-Golgi network; vesicle
Molecular function (GO): GTP binding; GTPase activity
Source: RefSeq, a predicted model, not a curated record